ACGGUCAUUUUUGUGCUGUACUCACUACUAGCUUUGUUUGCUGUUAUUUUAACUAAAUAUAUCUACGGUGUCCCACUAAAACAGAUUUAUUUGAUAUUUUACGCUUUCUAAAAGUGUGAAAAACGCUAAACUACUCAUACGCACCUCUGUAAAAGGAAAGCGUCACAAGGGUUAAAAAAAAUACAACACCUGUGUCUUUAUGGGAUUUGUAGUCUGCUUUGGUGGCCAUUACAAUGACUAAACAUGUAGGAAACUCACCGAAAGAACUACAACCAACCUCUCGUGUGAUAUCAACGGACCGCUCUCAACACCGCCCUCCCCGGCUCUCGGUUUUGUCGGGCAGAAAACUUCCUGAAUGAGACAUAAACCACAAGAAGAAAGAGAGGGUCCUUGUUUGCUCCCAUUCUGUCAAUCUUCCGUGAGUGAUUGAAUGCGGUGAAACUGGCAAAAGUGGACCGGGACACACACAAAAGCCCACUGAUUGGUCAAAGAUGACCAUGGAAGACAUGAAGAAUGAAGCCGACAACGUCUCACCAGUCUCUAUGGCUCUCUACAGUGUGAUGUAUCCUGUCUUUAACCAGCUGGAGACAAUCAACUCUUCCGCAGCGCAGACCUUGAGAGCAGCGUUCAUCAAGGCAGAGAAGGAGAACCCGGGCCUCACCCAGGAUAUUGUUUUGAAAAUAGUGGAGAAGAAGAACUUAAAAGUCGAUUUUAAUGAGGCUCUACUUCGCAUGGCUGAAGACGACGUGGAAGAGUUCUUGAUUGACAGGGAGGAGCCAGAGUUCCAGGAGCUGAACGAGAGGGCCCGAGCUCUGAAACACAUCCUCAGCACCAUACCAGAUGAGAUCAAUGAUAGAGUAGGCUUCCUACAGACCAUCAAAGACAUUGCCAGUGCCAUCAAGGAGCUGCUAGACACAGUUAAUACUGUCUUCAGGAAAUACCAGUAUCAGAAUAGACGGGCACUGGAAAAGCAGAAGAAAGAGUUUGUGAAAUACUCCAAGAGCUUCAGCGACGCUCUCAAAACCUACUUCAAAGAUGGAAAAGUGAUAAACGUGUUUGUCAGUGCCAACCGGCUCACCCACCAAACCAACAUGAUCCUGCAGGCCUUCAAGACCAUGGUGUAGCAGCCUGAGAAGACAAACACACACAGACAUUUUUAUUAGAGUGAAGGUGAUAUGUGGCUUUGUAAUUUGUAAUUUUCUUAUUUUUGGCUGUAUAAUUUAUAAUUCUGUGGCUUUGAGGAGAGAUCAGGUAGUUUGAAGUUCAAAGCAAAUCAGGUUGACAGCAAUUGCCAGGGAUUUUUAACUCUGUUUUAUGUUGUUCUUUUAUCAGAUUCUUAAGUCGAUAUUUCUUCAUUCCUUGAUAUAUUUCUCUCUCUGUUUAGGACAGUGUAGUCCUGAAAAAGUUUAGGAAAAAUGUGAUUAUUUCCUGUGUACUUUUUAAAAGUUUGUGAUUGCACAAGUCUAAAAAAGUAUUAAGAAGUAACAUUUAGUUUCCAAAUACAUUCCCACAUUUUUGCACUCUUGUUUUAAUGUCAUUUUUUUAUUAUUGUAAGUCAUAAUCUUUACUAUUUAGUGGUAUCACAUAUACCCUGACACUAUCGGCAUGCAUCACAUUCAACUUAAAUGUUCAAAUCCUGUCAAGGUCUGGAGAAACGCUGGGGAAUUUGAAAUGGAGCCGGUGUUCUCUGUCUGCUGUCUUUGUCCUGUACUGUUGUAAAAUGUACUGCUUCACCCAGUGCAUCAUAAACCCUCACCGUCCAGGUGACCAGUAACUCA
This is a messenger RNA of Larimichthys crocea (large yellow croaker), 1778 nucleotides long. RefSeq names its product programmed cell death 10a (gene pdcd10a). Gene Ontology annotation, molecular function: protein kinase binding. Gene Ontology annotation, cellular component: FAR/SIP/STRIPAK complex. NCBI's taxonomy places the organism in Eukaryota, Metazoa, Chordata, Actinopteri, Sciaenidae. Gene Ontology annotation, biological process: positive regulation of MAP kinase activity; regulation of Golgi organization. The transcript is spliced from 8 exons. Bases 492 to 1124 code for a protein of 210 amino acids. The record is from RefSeq and is a predicted model, not a curated record.